GCAAGCUCUCUUUGCAUUCAAAAUCUCUCAGACGCUCGUUGCUCCUGCAUACGGGCUUCACCGCUGAAGCAAAGGAGCAGCGUUCGUCUCCCGUCUCCUGUGAACGUGCCUGCUGCCGUAGGCUGCGCUUGCAUCACCGGCGAGCGAGAAAUAAGCGCGCGCCAAGAGCUGGCCAGCCAAGAGCAGCUUGCUGCGUCACGCGACGCGCAGCAACUAGGCCCCGCCAAGCCACACACAGCCACAGAUAGCAGCCAUGGCCAGCAUCUCCAUCGUCGUCCGCGACGCCGACGGUACUACAGUAGAGACGUGCCACGACAGCGCCGCGGACAAGGAAUUUGCAAAAGGCGGCUACAGCGGCGCGCGCCGGGCCUUCGCGGCCAAGAAGUUCGACAAGAACGUUAAAUUAGCGGACGGCCACACGCUCGUGUUGCUCGUCGACGGCGUCGCGAAGCUGACGCACCCCGAACAAAAAAAGGGCAAGAAGCGCGCCGCCGGCGGCACGCCGCGCGCGCCGAAGCCCGCCGCCAAAAAGGCCGCGACGGCCGAGAAGCCCAAGCCGAGCGAGGCGGGCUGGACGCCGCCCGCCUCAACUGACGAAGCUGCGUCGAGCCCGCCCAAAAAAACCUGCACGCCGUCGAUGCUGUUGAGCAUGAAGAUGAAGAGCGGCAAGCCGCCCGUGGAAAUGGAGCGGGAGGUCCACUCGCCGCAGGUGAAGCCCCGGAAGAAGAAGCGCGUCGUCGUGGAGGAGUCCGACGACGAGUCGCUGCCUGAACAAAAGCGGACGGACGAGGACUCGGAGGAGGAAAUGGACUUCGACGCCCCAGAGAAGGAGGAAGAAGUGGAAGAAGUGGUGGAGACGGCGGAGGCGCCCGCGCUGUCCACGGCGGGCGGCGCGGCGCGGGCGUGGUCGGCCUUCUCCGAGAAGACGACGAAGCCUGAUGAAGGCGACGCCAAAGGCGAUCAGUGGAACAAGGUCGACGAGGACGACGACGGGUGUGCGGUCGUCAACGUCGUGCAGGCCCUGAGUCCGAAGGCACUGGCGCAGAAGUUCGACGCGGCCGGGCUACUGUUACUGGAAAGUUCGAAGUGGAUUCUGUCAAGAGAAGCCCUGAAGAGUUUGAAAGAUGCCAUUUCGGCACGGUACGCUUCAAAACUCGCCGAGGCGCAAGAAGAGGGCCUCGUGACGAAGAAGCGCAAAGACUUGUUGAAGGACGCCGAGACCGAGACCUUGGCGGGCUUCAACCAGCGACCGGGCGGGCGCGUGGACAUGGUGCUCGACGAUUUACAAGCUGUUCAGGGGUUUGACUGGCCCUGGGCUCCUGCUGUGAAAGCUAUUCUGGGUCCUUCCUCGUCCCUGAACUACGUGGGGUGUGUGGUCGCGCGGCCGGGCGACGCGACGCAGAACUGGCACAUCGACGGCGUUCAUAGUGUGGAGGAGUACCACGCUCGAGCGGACCGGGUGAUCGUGUUUUGUCCUUUGACGGACCUGACGGAGAAGACGGGGUGCACGGAGUUCAUCCCGACGUCCCACUACAAGUCUAGAGGAAAAUACAAGUUCGAGCAAGUGGCGUCGAUGCCGCGCGCGAGACAUUACCUCCAUGCGGGCACGCCCGUCGUCAUGGACUACCGGCUGUGGCACCGCGGCCUGCCGAACACUGGGGAGACUGAUAGAUACCUGCUCUACACGGUCUUCCAGAAGGCCGAGACCAAAAAGGCCAUGGAGCUCACGGGCGGGUCGAAGGUCGCGCUAUCCAAGGGCGUCGACGGGUCGCGGGCGUGGUAGGUUAGUCUUCCCCUGCUAAGUCGCUUUUAUCGAA
Molecule: messenger RNA, 1817 nt
Organism: Pelagomonas calceolata
Lineage: Eukaryota; Pelagophyceae; Pelagomonadales; Pelagomonadaceae
Source: the annotation of a GenBank genome assembly